UUUAGUCUGAGGCGGGUGGUGGCGGUUGAAGCGCUUUCUGUAAGUGCCGCUGAAGUCCGCUGUAAACCAGUUGCGCGUGCGCCGCAGUUCAGUGCGCACCUCCCGCGGGAGACAUCAUAGGAAACUUCUUGAAUUGUAUGGGUCAACAAAAUGGGAAUUAAGAAAAAAGAAAAAACACCGCCGCCGAGAGACGACAUUAGAAUCUCAUUCAUUCAAAUAUUUCGGUACGCGACAUGCCUGGAGAUCACGGCGACCAUCUUCGGAGUCUUCGUGGGUCUGCUGAGCGGGGGUGGCAUAGUGUACAACCUGGUGCAGUUUGGGGAGCUCAGCACAGCCUUCGUGGAGCGAACGACGUACACACACAAGCUCAGCAGCUCUAUGCCCCUCUCUGCUCUGUUCGGUGGAGGACAGAGACUGGUGAACGCAACCCAUGAGCAAAACAUGGACGCGUUGGUAGCUGAUGGAAAAGCCAUGGCAGCUGGCAUGUUCCUAAGUAUCGCCAUAUCCCUGCUGUUCUGCGUUGUAUCCACCGCCCUCGUGAGCUGGAGCGCACUAAGACAGAUAACAAGGAUACGAACUCUGUUUCUGACGGCUGUGCUCCGACAAGACAUGGAGUGGUUCGACACGGAUUCAGAAUUUAACUUAGCUUCCAAAAUGUCAGAAAAUAUGAUGAAGCUGAAAGAAGGGAUGGGAGAGAAGCUUUCAGUGGUCGCAAACUUGGUGGGGACGUUCAUCAUCUGUCUGUGCACAGCCUUUCCUCUAGGCUGGGAGCUCACGCUGGCCUGCGUGUCUGUGGUUCCCUUCUCCAUCAUCACGUCAGUCAUCCUGUCCAAUUACCAAACCAGUUCCUCGAUAGUUGAAAUGGAAUCAUACAGUCAAGCUGGCAAACAAGCAGAAGAAGUUUUGAAAUCCGUAAGGACAGUUAUUGCUUUUGGAGGGGAAAACAAAGAAAUCGAAAGGUACCAACGUUUACUGGAGCCAGCCGAAAGGUAUGGUCGCAAACGAGGCCUCUACACCGGACUGGGGAAUGGAUUCAACUGGGUCCUGACAUUCUCUCUAAAUGCCAUUGGCCUGGCCUACGGCACCAGGCUAGUGCUACAGGACAUGGACAAACCAAGCGACGAAAGAAAAUACGCUGUCGGUGUGAUUUUCAGUAUAUUGUUCAGCGUUUACAUGGCCACCCAGUCCAUCACAUUCUGCGUGCCCCAUGUGGAAGUGUUCGCGGCUGCCAGAGGCGCUGCAGCUAGUAUUUUCCAAUUGCUGGACAGAGACCCAAAGAUUGACAGCAUGGCGAAAACAGGCGUGUCGCCACGUAGGGUGAUCGGGGAGAUCAAAUUGGAAGAUGUACACUUCUGCUACCCCUCCCGACCUGAUACUAAGGUUCUGAAAGGUCUUUCACUCCACAUCAAACCAGGGGAAUGCGUGGCAUUGGUUGGAUCAUCAGGAUGUGGAAAGUCUACUGUUCUGCAAUUACUGCAACGACUGUACGACCCUAUAACAGGGUCCGUAAAACUCGAUGGAAAAGAUAUAAAAAAUCUUAAUUUGGGUUGGCUACGAUCUUCAUUAGGCGUCGUAGGACAGGAACCAGUUUUGUUCAAAGGCAGUAUUCAUGACAAUAUUUCCAUUGCUUGCCCAGAAGCAACGAGAGAUGAAAUCAUAAGAGUGGCAGAGAUGGCUUAUGCCCACGACUUCAUCGUAAAUCUACCAAAUGGUUAUGAUACUGUAAUCGGUGAAAGAGGCGCUUCAUUAUCUGGCGGUCAGAAGCAGCGAAUUGCAAUUGCGAGGUCUCUAUUGUUGGAACCAGCAGUGUUGCUUUUAGAUGAAGCUACCUCUGCACUGGAUCCUCACUCCGAGAAGCAAGUUCAGGCAGCUCUUGACAGAGCGAGUGCAGGACGCACCACUCUUACCGUUUCUCACAGGCUAUCUACAAUUGUAAAUGCCGACCGAAUUGUUUGUAUGGAUCAAGGUCAAAUAGUAGAACAAGGUACUCACGAAGAGUUAAUGAAACUCAAAGGGUUCUAUCAUAAAUUAGUGACCACCGGAAAAGAAAAUUUGGAGCCAGACGUAAUUGAAACAUUGCCAGAAGAAACUAUAGAUGAAGAAGGAGGUGAUGACGUAAACCUAGCACCCCGAGUUGACGUGAAAAGACGGUCCAACAGGAAAAUUUACAGACACCACUCUACAAAGAGAGAUUCUCAUGACUGGAUGACGCCCCGUGGGUCCAUCAGCUCUGUGAUGUCGACAGGCUUACAGAACUUCGUAUACAAUGCUGAUCUCGAAUCUGAUGAUGACUCUGAAAAGGAAGAGGAAUCGAAACCAAUAAGCGACUGGCAACUGCUCAAACUGAACGCACCUGAGUGGCCACUGAUUGUGGUUGGCUCCAUAGCUGCUUUCCUUCAAGGCACUUGCUUCCCAGUGUUCGCUUGGCUCUUCGGUUAUUCCAGUGGGAUCUUCGUGCUACCUGAUCGCUCUCAAAUCACUUACCUGGCUGACUUGUACUCGGGGAUGUUCAUUGUGGUGGCAGCCAUCGCCGGCUGCACCAUGUGUCUGCAGAGCACCACCUUCACCAACGCAGGCCUGAAGAUGACCUCACGGUUGAGGCAGCAGUACUUUGCAGCGUUGCUGAGACAAGAAAUAGGCUUCUACGAUAAACAAAGCAAUACAGUGGGCGCUCUGUGCGCUCGCUUGAGUGGGGAGACGGCCGAGGUGCAGGGAGCCACAGGGCUGAGGGUCGGGCUCAUCCUGCAGGGCACCAGCUCCGUGGUGGUCGGCUUCAUCAUGGCCAUCUGCUACGACUGGAAGCUGACCCUCGUGGGCACCGCGUUCCUGCCUCUUAUGGUGGGCAGCAUUUGGCUAGAGGGGAUCGUUUCGCAGAAAUCCCAAACCAAUGAGCGCGAGGCGAUGGAGACCGCGACCUCGGUCGCCACCGAAGCCGUCGUCAGCAUAAGAACAGUUCAGAGCUUAGGCAUAGAAACCAGGUUCCUGGAGAAAUUCAAGGAAGCACUGGUGGAGUCCUGCCGCGCCGUCACCGAGAAGACUCGUUGGCGCGGAUUGGUUCUAGGCCUCGGCGUCUAUGUCCCAUUUCUCUCGUACUGCAGUGCGACUGUAUACGGUACCUACCUGGUCGCGAGGGAAGGAUUGGACUACAAGAUUGUGCUUCUGGUAAACGAAGCCCUGAUGUACGGCGCCUACAUGCUGGGCCAGUCGCUGGUAUACGCGCCCAGCUUCAACUCGGCCAAGGCCUGCGGAGCCAGGAUCGUCGCCAUCAUCAACCGACAGCCUAAAGUCAGGACGGAAGACGGGGUCAAAGACAGGCGUGAUUGGGCAGCCACUGGUAGUUUCAGCCUGAAGGAUGUGGAGUUCAGCUACCCUACGCGGCCUAACCAGCAGAUCCUGAAGGGAAUGGACCUGAAGGUGGAGGCUGGCAAGACAGUCGCGCUGGUCGGCUCGUCGGGCUGUGGGAAAUCCACCGUGCUGCAACUCAUACAGAGGUUCUACGAUCCUGACACUGGAAGUAUUGAGUUGGACGGCGUAGACACCCGUAGUUCGCUGACGCUGCCGCGGCUCCGGCGCCAACUGGGAGUGGUUCAGCAGGAGCCGGUGCUGUUCGACCGCACGCUGGCCGAGAACAUCGCCUACGGGGACAACAACCGCAAGAUUACGAUGCACGAGAUCGUGGCCGCUGCAAAGGCAGCCAAUAUACACAGCUUCAUCGUUUCCUUGCCUAAGGGUUACGACACGAACUUGGGCGCGAGCGGCGCCCAGCUGUCGGGCGGCCAGAAGCAGCGCGUGUGCAUCGCCCGCGCGCUCAUCCGCUCGCCGCGCCUGCUGCUGCUCGACGAGGCCACCUCCGCGCUAGACGCUAACAGCGAAAGGGCGGUAACCGAAGCUCUAGAGAAAGCGGCCAAAGGGCGUACUUGUAUAACGAUAGCACAUCGCCUCUCCACAGUAAAGGGUGCAGACCUCAUUUGCGUGGUAGAUAAAGGGAAAAUCAUCGAGCGCGGCACUCAUACGGAGCUGGUGGCGGCUAAAGGAAUGUACUGGCGCAUGUGCAGAGGACAAAACGUCGCUUGAGUUCAUAUCAAAGAUGUGCAUGAAAUCUGUUGUUAGGAGCACUGGACCAGUGGGUGGAAUAAGUGCCGUGACGUCACCGAUCAAAUGGCGCGAAAUAAUGUUAUGUUAUGCGCAACUUUGGGGCUCUGUAACUUCUUUAUUUGUAGAGAUAUUUUCAUGAUUCUUCUAUAUUAUUAUUUAGAUUUACUUAUAUUUUCAAGUUUUAUUAAAAGAAAACAAUUUGAAACUUCUCCACCUUACCAAUCCUUUUUUUAAUGUUCGUUGAAGUCCAAGGAUGGUUCUUACGGCGAGAAGAAUUCGAAUAAUUUCCGGGAAAACCCCGGGCGAAGCCGCGGGCGGAAAUUUAUAUUAUAAUACCACAAAGAGAACAAGAGAUACACCAAAACUGGUGGACCCGUUAUUUUAAUUAUUAGUAAUUUUAAGUCUGAGUUUUGUUUUUAUACUGGUUCUACCUAAAGAUCGCGUGGAAAGUCAUUAAUCAGAUAGAUGUCAAUGACAAUGCGUUCUCUCACUUCUUUUAACGAUAUAAGAGAAGCUAAAUAUAUAAAAGAACAAACGGUAAAAGAGCUGUACUGGAGACCAAUGACUAAACCCCAGGCAUGCACGAUCAGUAUUAUCAUGAAAAUAUUUUCGAUUUUUUAUUUUAGGUAGGUACGGUGCCAUAUCCUAGGUCGUAGUAUUCUAUGUUCAUGGUUUUUAACAACUAACGCCGGACUCUGCCGGUGGACCUCGUGAUCGCUACUGAAUCGUAUUGUAAACCCUUGCCAUAUUAUAGAUAGUAAGGCCAAAAUAUAACCAAAAAUAUCCCCAGUUCAGCUUAGUUUUUAACAUAAGUAGGACUACAUUAAGACUUUAGUACGCGUAUAAUUCAGUCCUAGUUCCUCAAGCAGUAAUGAAAAUGUAGCGUAGCAGUUGUGUACGUAUAAGUUUGCGUUCUAAACUUUAUUAUUAUAAUUUAUGUAAGCUAAUUGUUAAUAAGGUUUAAAACAACUGUAUAUUAUUAAAGUAGGUAAAGUAAAUAAAUAAAUAGUUGUUAUUUGUGGAUUA
Messenger RNA from Ostrinia furnacalis (Asian corn borer), 5121 nucleotides. Its product is annotated as multidrug resistance protein homolog 49. Bases 151 to 4074 code for a protein of 1307 amino acids. Gene Ontology annotation, molecular function: ATP binding; ABC-type oligopeptide transporter activity; ATP hydrolysis activity. Gene Ontology annotation, biological process: oligopeptide export from mitochondrion. Lineage: Eukaryota; Metazoa; Arthropoda; Insecta; Lepidoptera; Crambidae. The transcript has 27 exons. Gene Ontology annotation, cellular component: mitochondrial inner membrane. The record is from RefSeq and is a predicted model, not a curated record.